AUGUGUGGAAUACACGCUAUCAUCUCUUCUCGUGACGUGCAGGAGAUCCCUCACAGCUUGAAGCAAUCGCUAUCCAAUCGGGGCCCAGACUACCUCGGGCAGGCCACGCGAACAGUAUCUGGCGAGAGUCAAAUCGAUGGCGACAUCUCAUUAUUCUUCACCUCUACAGUGCUCGCACUUCGUGGCGACCACAUAGCACAACAACCCAUCGAGCACGCAGACACGGGCUCCAUACUAUGCUGGAAUGGCGAAGCCUGGAAGCUCGCGGGUCAGCCCGUUAACGGAAAUGACGGCGAGGCAAUAUUUGCGCAGCUGAUGUCUGCUUCUCUCGCGGAUACCCAGUUUCAAAAGAACCACGUUCUACAAGUCUUGCGUAGUAUUCAAGGCCCCUUCGCUUUUCUUUUCUAUGAUGCUGUUGGCAAGUGCCUCUAUUUCGGCCGCGAUCGCCUAGGGCGUCGAUCACUUCUCACCAAACGAGCCGCAGAUGGUUCUACGGUUAUAUUCUCGAGCAUCGCCGGGUCAUCAGAGCCUGGAUGGAAGGAGGUCGAUGCAGAUGGCAUUUUUUCCGUUCAUCUCACUGCCAGUGAAAACGGUAGUCUCAAUGCUAUGAGAGACGAUUGGCUAGCGUCUGGAGAGACCGAUCUGGUCUCCAGCAUUGGCAGAUUCAAUAUGUCACCACCAGAAGGAGGGGAGGCGAUACUUGAUUUCAAUACGCCCUCCGUAAAGCUGGUCCAGGACUACUUGACAAGGGCUCUGGAACUUCGAGUCCUGAAUGUGCCAGAACCGCCCAGGAUUCCGGGCCCAUUAGCUGACAUCGACGUCCGGGUUGCAGUGCUCUUCUCGGGAGGUUUGGACUGCACUCUCAUGGCCCGGCUAGCUCAUGAUGUCCUCCCAGCUUCUCAAGGCAUCGAUCUUAUUAAUGUGGCCUUUCAAAGUGCCCGUGAUGCUGCCGGGCAGCCAGAUGGAUCUGACGGCAAGUCUUCCCAAGCCUAUGAGGCAUGUCCGGACCGAAUCACUGGAAGGCAAGCGUUCGCAGAGCUGAAAACGGCUUGUCCCUCACGAUGGUGGCGCUUCAUUGCGGUGAACAUUCCUUUCGCUGAGACCAUGGCUCACAGGUCUCGUGUCGUUUCACUGAUGUAUCCCCAUAAUACAGAGAUGGACCUGUCUAUUUCGCUAGCUUUGUACUUCGCAAGCCGGGGAAUUGGCGACGGGUACGUCGCAGGUUCAUCUGGAAUUACACCCGCGCCAAGCGUCACAACCCCUGCCCGAGUUCUUCUAUCAGGCCUCGGAGCUGAUGAACUAUUCGGAGGAUAUUCUCGUCACGAAGCCGCGUUUAAGAGGACAGGUUAUGCUGGCCUGGCUGAUGAGCUGAAGCUGGAUGUUAGCAGGAUCGGCCAGCGCAACUUAGGAAGAGACGACAGAAUCCUGUCGCACUGGGGUAAAGAAGUUCGGUUUCCGUUUCUGGAUGAGGAUCUCAUCAAAUUUGCGAUAGAAUGUCCAGUUUGGCACAAGUGCGACUUCGCGUAUCCAUUUCAUCCAGCAGUCAUUGAUCCUGCCAAGAGGCUUUUACGUCUCCUGGCAGACCAACUGAACCUUCCCUUAACAGCGCGGGAGAAGAAAAGGGCCAGUAGUAUCGCGCACGUUUUCGACAAAGCACGGGAGCCAACCGGGAAGUCGUCCUUCAACCUGCCCGGCUCACCAAAGUGUCGGUGCCGGAGGAGAAGCGAACCGGCGGCCUGCAACACGUCGAGAUAUGUGACGGAACACCUGCGCAUGCCCGAUUGCAUGGGUCAGCAGGGCAUCGCCAGCAAGGACAAGGCCAAGGGGUUCAAGGCGGCACGGGGUGAAGUCCAAGGUCUCAUAGCCCGCGACAUCACGCGGCCCUCUGGCUCGGUCUGGUCCUGGCGAUAUUUGCAUUCCUUUCAUCAGAUGCUCACUCAUCAAGCCCUCAGGGUACCUGAACGGAUAGAGCGAGCGGACCGCGUCGGCGGCACGUCGUUUCGUCUCGCAGCAUGCGAAUGCCGGGUCUUCACGUGCCGGCACGCCGAGGCGCUCGACGUGGGCGUGUGGCCGCGCUUCGUGGACAACGUGCGGACGUGGACGGGGAUACCGGCGGGCCCGCGCUGGGGGCUGGUCGAGGCUCGGCUCUUUUUGAAUAGAUGCAGAGCGAUUUUGACAAUACUAAUAAUUCCAACGUGA
This is a messenger RNA of Neoarthrinium moseri, 2199 nucleotides long. RefSeq lists its product as uncharacterized. The transcript has 4 exons. Lineage: Eukaryota; Fungi; Ascomycota; Sordariomycetes; Amphisphaeriales; Apiosporaceae. Gene Ontology annotation, molecular function: asparagine synthase (glutamine-hydrolyzing) activity. The record is from RefSeq and is a predicted model, not a curated record. The coding region runs from base 1 to 2199 and encodes 732 amino acids.